This is a messenger RNA of Lampris incognitus (smalleye Pacific opah), 1172 nucleotides long. Its product is annotated as GTPase IMAP family member 2-like. Lineage: Eukaryota; Metazoa; Chordata; Actinopteri; Lampriformes; Lampridae. The record is from RefSeq and is a predicted model, not a curated record. The coding region runs from base 135 to 884 and encodes 249 amino acids. The transcript has 2 exons. Gene Ontology annotation, molecular function: GTP binding.
UUUGGUUAGGUAAGUGGGGGGGGGGGCUAGAGGGGUCUCGAGGGAGGCUAUCGAGAAAAUGAAACUUAACUUCAAAAUUUUUCCACUGACGGGAUCUGCAAGGAAAGAGGUCGCCUCCCUUUACGACGAAAAACAUGGCCAGCAAAGAUCUCCUCCCCCGGUCAAGCCUCGGCUCUGAGCUGACAAUGGUCCUUGUAGGACAGGAGAGAGUGGGUAAGAGUGCAUCAGGGAACACCAUCCUGGGAAGACUGGAGUUUGAAUCCAAGCUAAGUUUCAGACCCGUGACUCUGAAAUGCCAAAAGGGAGAAGGCGUUGUGUGUGACAAGAGGCUGAAAGUGGUGGACACCCCUGGACUCUUCAACAGUGAGCUUUCUAAAAGUGAGGUGGAUGCAGAAUUUGAAGAGGCUUUGCGGCUGAGCUCCCCAGGCCCCCAUGCCUUCUUACUCGUCCUACAACUGGGACGCUUCUCCGAACAAGAGAAUAAAGUGAUGGAAACGCUAGAGAAAAUGAUGUGUCCCUCCAUUAGUGACCACACUUUGGUGCUCUUCACUUAUGGAGACCGACUGAGUGGCACUGACAUAGAGCAUUUCAUCAGGGAGGACAAGAACCUGGAGAAAUUAGUUCAGAAAUGCGGUUGGCGAUAUCAUGUGUUUAACAACCAUGAUGCAGGAAACAUCCAACAGGUGAAAGAACUCCUGGACAAAAUAGAUGACAUGACAGAGCGAGGACAGCUACGGUAUCUGAGGUAUUCUUGCAGAUCAAAGAAGUCUGGACUGAUCUCCAGGAUGAAACAACUGGUCCAAGUGAUAUCGACAGUGAAAGGUUUACUGCUUCUCGCAGGAACUACAACAGCCUUGGGUACCAUUUACUAUAUUACAAGAUAGAAGGGAUUUCAUGAAAGAGUCUUGGGCUUAAAAAUAUAAAAGAAUGAAUGACUAUAUGAGAAACCAUAAUGUAACCUACAUCCUAAUGUAUCCUAUGUACUCAAGCAUAACAGACAUAGAUUAUAGAUCCUUUAGAGAAGUGUAGAGAGUUGAAAUGUUCCAGUGCUCACAAGCUUUGAGUGACAUUGUAUUUUAGUUUACGACUUCGUAGAAUAUGUCACUGAUUAGAAGUUCUUUAAAUAAAUGUGAGGUGUUUGAAUAAAAUUUAUAUACAAAUAACAUCAAAAA